GCCUCCUCCGCCCCGCGCCCUGCGGUGCUGCAGCUGCGGGCGGCUCCAGCUGCCCCCAGAUGUGGGCUGGGCGGCGCGCGGGGAACUUUCGCGCCGGCUGUGAGUGCGGGGCCCCGGCUGCGGUCCGGCUGCCAUGGAUCCGCCGGCGGGAGCCGCUCGCCGCCUGCUCUGCCCCGCGCUGCUGCUGCUGCUGCUGCUUCUCCUGCUGCUGCCGCCGCCGCCCGCAAACGCCGGACUCGCCGCUGCCGCCGACCCCCCAGGUGGGCCCCUGGGGCACGGAGCGGAGCGCUUCCUGGCGGUGCCGGUGCGCACUGACGCCCAGGGACGCUUGGUGUCCCACGUGGUGUCGGCGGCGACGACCGGAGUCGGGGUACGAGCUCGCAGGGCCGCCCCUGUCCAAACCUCGGGCUUCCCAGGAGGCAAUGAGGAAGACCCUAGCGACCGCUUGUUCUACAAUGUCACGGUCUUUGGCCGAGACCUGCACCUGCGGCUGCGGCCCAAUGCCCGCCUCGUGGCUCCCGGGGCUACUGUGGAGUGGCAGGGUGAGACGGGUGCAACCCGAGUGGAACCCCUGCUUGGGACCUGCCUGUACGUUGGCGACGUGGCCGGCUUAGCUAAAGCCUCCUCAGUGGCGCUCAGUAACUGCGAUGGACUGGCUGGUUUAAUCCGGACGGAGGAGGAGGAGUUCUUCAUCGAGCCUCUGGAGAAAGGGUUGGUGGCGCAGGAGGCUGAACAUGGCCGAGUGCACGUGGUAUAUCGCCGACCGCCCACCCCCAAAACCCCUCUUCUGGAGGGUCCACAGGCCCUGGACACAGGGGCCUCCCUGGGCAACUUGGAUAGCCUCAGCCAAGCGCUGGGCGUCUUGGAGGAGCGGGUCAACAGCUCCAGGAGGAGGGCACGAAGACACGCUGCCGAUGACGACUACAACAUUGAAGUCCUGCUGGGUGUGGACGACUCCGUGGUUCAGUUCCACGGGAAGGAGCACGUGCAGAAGUACCUGCUGACGCUCAUGAACAUCGUCAACGAAAUCUAUCAUGACGAGUCCUUGGGGGCCCACAUCAAUGUUGUCCUGGUACGGAUUAUUCUGCUGAGCUAUGGGAAGUCCAUGAGCCUCAUUGAGAUUGGGAACCCCUCUCAGAGCCUGGAGAACGUCUGUCGCUGGGCAUACCUGCAGCAGAAGCCAGACACAGGCCAUGAUGAGUAUCACGAUCACGCCAUCUUCCUCACUCGGCAGGACUUUGGACCAUCAGGCAUGCAAGGCUAUGCUCCUGUCACCGGGAUGUGCCACCCCGUCCGCAGCUGUACCCUGAACCAUGAGGACGGCUUCUCCUCAGCAUUUGUGGUGGCCCAUGAGACUGGCCACGUGCUGGGCAUGGAACACGAUGGUCAGGGCAACCGCUGUGGCGACGAGGUGCGACUGGGUAGCAUCAUGGCGCCCCUGGUGCAGGCUGCCUUCCACCGCUUCCACUGGUCCCGCUGCAGCCAGCAGGAGCUCAGCCGCUACCUGCACUCCUAUGACUGCCUGCGUGAUGACCCCUUCGCCCAUGACUGGCCAGCCCUGCCCCAGCUCCCAGGGCUGCAUUAUUCCAUGAACGAGCAGUGCCGCUUCGACUUUGGCCUGGGCUACAUGAUGUGCACCGCGUUCCGCACCUUCGAUCCCUGCAAACAGCUUUGGUGCAGCCACCCUGACAAUCCCUAUUUUUGCAAGACCAAGAAGGGACCCCCUCUGGAUGGGACUAUGUGUGCACCUGGCAAGCAUUGCUUUAAAGGACAUUGCAUCUGGCUGACACCUGACAUCCUCAAACGGGACGGCAACUGGGGUGCCUGGACUCCAUUCGGCUCCUGCUCUCGUACCUGUGGCACCGGUGUGAGGUUCAGGACUCGCCAGUGUGACAACCCACACCCAGCCAAUGGGGGACGUACCUGCUCUGGCCUAGCCUAUGACUUCCAGCUCUGCGGCACCCAAGACUGCCCUGACUCCCUGGCUGACUUCCGGGAGGAGCAGUGCCGACAGUGGGACCUGUACUUUGAGCACGGAGACGGCCAGCACCAUUGGCUGCCCCAUGAACACCGGGAUGCCAAGGAGAGAUGCAACCUCUACUGUGAGUCCAAGGAGACUGGGGAGGUGGUGUCCAUGAAACGCAUGGUGCACGACGGGACACGCUGCUCCUACAAGGACGCCUUCAGCCUCUGUGUGCGUGGGGACUGUAAGAAGGUGGGCUGUGAUGGGGUGAUUGGCUCCAGCAAGCAAGAGGACAAGUGUGGCGUGUGUGGAGGUGACAACACUCACUGCAAAGUGGUCAAGGGUACUUUUACACGCUCACCCAAAAAGCAAGGUUACAUCAAGAUGUUUGAGAUCCCUCCCGGGGCCAGACACCUACUCAUCCAAGAGGCAGACAGCACUGAGCACCAUCUGGCCGUCAAGAAUGUGGAAACCGGCAAGUUCGUAUUAAAUGAAGAGAACCACCUGGACCCCAAUUCCAGAUCCUUCAUUGCCAUGGGCGUGGAGUGGGAGUACAGGGACGAGGAUGGCAGGGAGACGCUGCAGACCAUGGGCCCCCUCCACGGGACCAUCGCUGUGCUGGUUAUCCCAGAGGGAGAUGCCCGGAUCUCACUGACAUACAAAUACAUGAUCCAUGAAGACUCACUCAACGUUGAUGACAACAAUGUCCUUGAAGAUGACUCCGUGAGCCAUGAGUGGGCCCUGAAGAAGUGGUCUCCCUGCUCCAAGCCCUGUGGCGGAGGGUCCCAGUUCACCAAGUAUGGCUGCCGCAGGAAGCUGGACCACAAAAUGGUGCACCGUGCCUUCUGCAACGCCCUGGCGAAGCCCAAAGCCAUCCGCCGAACUUGCAACCCACAGGAGUGCUCCCAGCCUGUGUGGGUCACAGGAGAGUGGGAGCCUUGCAGUCACAGCUGUGGGCGCACGGGCAUGCAGGUGCGCUCUGUGCGCUGCGUCCAGCCACUUCAUGACAAUACCACCCGCUCCGUGCACACCAAGCACUGCAGUGACAACCGGCCGGAGAGCCGCCGGGCCUGCAGUCGUGAGCUCUGCCCUGGUCGGUGGCGAGCUGGGCCUUGGUCCCAGUGCUCAGUGACCUGUGGCAAUGGCACCCAGGAGCGGCCAGUGCUCUGCCGAACUGUGGAUGACAGCUUUGGUAUCUGCCUGGAGGAGCGGCCUGAGACAGCAAGGAUAUGCAGGCUUGGCCCCUGUCCUCGGAACAUCUCUGAUCCCUCCAAGAAGAGCUAUGUGGUUCAGUGGCUGUCCCGCCCAGACCCCGACUCACCCACCCAGAAGAUCUCGUCAAAAGGCCACUGCCAAGGCGACAAGUCAAUGUUCUGUAGGAUGGAAGUCUUGUCUCGCUAUUGUUCCAUCCCAGGCUACAACAAACUCUGCUGCAAGUCCUGCAACCUACGGGACAACCUCACCGACACGGACGCUGGGGCAGAGCCGCCACCUGGGAAGCACAACGACAUUGAUGUGUUCAUGCCUACCCUCCCAGGGCCCACCCUAGCAACAGGGGUGCAGCCGUCACCAGGUACUCCCUUGGGCGUUCCUCUCAAUGUCUCCAGCACGAAUGCCACUGAGGAUCACCCAGAAACGAAUGCUGUAGAUGUACCCUACAAAAUCCACGGCCUGGAUGAAGAAGUCCAGCCCCCCAACCUCAUCCCCCGACGACCGAUCCCAUAUGAAAGGACCAGGAACCAAAGAAUUCAGCAGCUCAUUGACGCAAUACGGAAGAAAGGGACACUCGGGAAGUUCUAAUAAAAUGGAAAGAU
This is a messenger RNA of Marmota flaviventris (yellow-bellied marmot), 3777 nucleotides long. It is a transcript of the gene Adamts2, whose product is annotated as ADAM metallopeptidase with thrombospondin type 1 motif 2. The record is from RefSeq and is a predicted model, not a curated record. Lineage: Eukaryota; Metazoa; Chordata; Mammalia; Rodentia; Sciuridae. Gene Ontology annotation, biological process: proteolysis; extracellular matrix organization. Gene Ontology annotation, molecular function: metalloendopeptidase activity; zinc ion binding.